Molecule: messenger RNA, 1789 nt
Organism: Diospyros lotus (date-plum)
Lineage: Eukaryota; Viridiplantae; Streptophyta; Magnoliopsida; Ericales; Ebenaceae
Product: ACT domain-containing protein ACR4-like
Exons: 7
Coding region: 211-1563 (450 amino acids)
Source: RefSeq, a predicted model, not a curated record
UCGUCAGCCUUAAGAGGCAGGCAGCCAGGCUGCCACCAGAAUUUCCACUUUCCAACUGGACUCCAUUGCCAUUGCCAUUGCGGCCUUCACCUCAAACUCAAACUCAAACUCAACCACAACACCACACACGCCCACAAUUUCCUACUACUCACCUCUCUCUCUCUCUCUCUCUCUCUUUCUCUCUCUUGAUUUUCUUGUGGUGUUCUUCCAAUGGAUUGCUGGUCUUCUUCUCUUAAUGUCGACGACGAAUUCGAGAAGCUCAUGCUGCGCGUCAACCCGCCGAGGGUUACCGUUGAUAAUGAGUCCGACAGGAAAGCCACCCUAAUCAAGGUUGAUAGUGCAAACAAGCGAGGGAGCUUGCUAGAGGUGGUUCAGGUUCUCACUGACAUGAAUCUGAUGAUUAGACGGGCUUACAUUUCUUCAGAUGGGGGAUGGUUUAUGGACGUGUUUCAUGUCACUGAUCAACAUGGGAAUAAGCUCUCUGGAGAUGGUGUUGCUGAGCGUGUUCAACAGUCACUGGGACCAAAAGGGCGCAGCUUCCGCUCUUUGAAAAGGUCUGUUGGUGUCCAAGCUGCCAUGGAGCACACGACCAUUGAAUUGACUGGAAGAGACCGACCGGGUUUGCUUUCAGAGGUUUUUGCAGUUCUUGCUGAUCUGAAAUGUAACGUGGUAGCUGCAGAAGUCUGGACCCACAAUUCAAGAAUGGCUUCAGUUGUUUAUAUCACAGAUGAAAUGAGUGGACUACCUAUUGAUGAUCCUGAUCGACUAGCCAAGAUCAAACGACUUCUCCUUUAUGUACUGAAAGGGGAUAGAGAUAGGCGCGGUGCAAACACUGCUGUCUCUGUGGGGUCCACUCAUACUGGAAGAAGGUUGCAUCAAAUGAUGUACGCCGAUCGCGAUUAUGAUACCGAUUAUUUGAGUGGAUCCACGAGCGACCGUAGCACUCCCAUGGUGACUGUUGAGAAUUGUGAAGACAAAGGAUACACUGUUGUGAACUUGCGGUGUCCAGAUCGACCCAAGCUAAUCUUUGAUACAGUGUUUACAUUAACAGAUAUGCAGUAUGUUGUAUUCCAUGGAACUAUCAUUGCUGAAGGACUGGAGGCUUAUCAGGAGUACUACAUCCGGCAUAUGGAUGGAUGCCCAAUUAGUUCUGAACCAGAGAGGGAACGGGUAAUUAACUGUUUGGAGGCGGCCAUUAAGAGGCGGACAUCUGAGGGCAUAAGACUGGAACUCUGCGGUGAAGACAGAGUCGGCCUUCUAUCCGAUGUAACUCGCAUAUUUAGAGAAAACGGUUUGUCGGUCGCUCGGGCAGAGGUCACAACCAGGGAGUCCCAAGCUGUGAACGUUUUCUAUGUGACCGAUGCUUCUGGAAGCGCUGUUAAGACUGAAACCAUCGAGGCUGUUCGAAAAGAGAUAGGCCUGACCGUGCUUCAUGUCAAGGACGACGACACUUACUCAAAUUCACCACCGCAGCAGACCGGGAGAUUCUCUUUGGGUAAUCUCUUUCGAUCGAGAUCAGAGAAGUUUCUCUACAACCUGGGCCUGAUAAAGUCUUGUUCUUAGACCAACAACUAGCUUCUAUCUCUGCCAACAUACCUGUGAAUACUAGUUUUACCUGGUGCCUGGUGGUGGGAUAAACUGCAGUCUUUAGGAAGACGUCCAGUUUUAGCUCAAUUCGGUUGCGUAGGGUUGGGGUUUGAUUUGAUAUCAAAAGCACGUAAAGUUUCAUCAUCCCAAAGUGUAAAUUUCACCUGUUGCUUCCCUCUGAAUUGAUAGAAAAACUUGUACA